AUGGCGAACCACGAGGAACUGUUCCUCAGUUCCGAACCAACACGACCGACCCAGUCCGAGACCCCCAAACCACUGCGGAUCAACAAGCAGUCGAGUCCGAACGGUCUAGCGGCCGGUGUAGACAAGCCUACAGCCCAGUGGGCGAACUAUAUCGUACCACAACCGGGCUCAGCAGCUUAUGGUGCACCUACCAGCCCCCCGCCAACAGGACCGCUCCCAUACCCGGAUGAGAGACAGCGACGGGGUGAGCGACGGGCUCCAGGUCGAACAGCGACACCACAGGAAGCAGCAGCAGAGGAAGGUCGAGCGGGAGGCCCGCCCGGUGCGAGGAGACAGAGCAUGGCCUCCGAUGCUUCAUCAGGAGCCGGCAGCGCCAACAGCAGAAGAGCGAGGUUCGACGCAGGCGAUCCGAACAGACCCACAGCAGGUGGAUACGGUGCCUCGCCUCCUCUCUCCGCAGGCAGGAUAGCGGAGAGGAGAGGUGCGGCACCGAAGAGUAUCGUUCCGCCUGAUUCUCCUGGUGGGCCGGAGCCGCCGCAUAAGAGUAAUGAGGACGAUGAUGAGGGUGGGACACUGUUCAGCAUACCUGUGCUUGGGAAGACUAAGACAGGUGCUGUGACGCCUGGACUGGGAAGCAUGAGUCCGCCUACUAUACAGACUACAGCUGCCACGCCAUCGGAUAGUGGAGAUUACCAGCAUUACUAUCCUCCUCCGCUUGCUGCAGCGCCGAGUCCGGCAGCAGGUGUGCCACAGGGCAUACCCACUGAUAGGAUACAUAUUCCGAAUCCUGCUGGAGUGAACAGGCUGAGUAGUACAGCUUCCACAUCGACGACAAGAGCGAGCAGGGGUAGUCCGCCACCUCCCGAAACUCCUAUCGACCCAACGCCACAAUCUGGACUUAGCGGUAUCGAGGCGCGAUACGCGGCUUCUGGCAUACCAGGACAGGACACUCUCAAUGAAAUGCAAGCUCAGAGUGCGGCUGCGGCGGCAAGAAGAGCAGAAUAUGCUGCGCCAAGAGCACAGCGAGGCACGCCUCCAGUCACUCAGCAAGCAGUAGCUGGUGCACCAAGUGGUGGGCGUUGGAGCCCGACUGAACGGCCAGGCUCACAACCUCAUGGCUCGCAACCUGUCACAUUCCAGGGCACAGAAGAGAUCAGCUCGAGAGGAUCCAAUGUUCCCUCUCAGUUCAGACCUCGACAAACAAGUCAGCCUACUUAUCCUACGCCUCCUCAGCCUUCUACUGGUGGUGGCGGUGCAGCAGAGGGUCUGAAUCAGCGUAUGGGUAGUCUGAGCGUACAUGAAGAGCCGCCGCCAGCUUAUUCGCCUCCGGCGCCUGGUACUGUGCAUUCGCCAUAUCCUAAUGAGAAGGGACUUCGAGCGAAUAAUGGCUCACCUGCGGUGGGCAUUGCAAAUACUCCAGUAGCACAGCCGAAGCCUUCCACGCAGGAUCCGAACUUGAGACAGCAUCCAGCAUUCGCAAACAGUACGCAGCCUGGGUCAAGCUCUUCACCACAACCUCAGCAUCAACAAAAUGGUGCAGCGCAAAUACUGUCUCCUGUCAAUACUGCGCAGGCCAAUGCUCAGAGUGCUUCUCCUGGUCCCUCUGGCACCGGUCCAGCUUCGCCGCCACCAUUACCAGAGGGUUGGAUAGCACAUCUGGACAACAAUUCGGGUCAGUACUAUUAUAUCCAUCUACCAUCGCAGAGUACGCAAUGGGAGUUUCCAAAAGGUCCAACGCCGCUCAAUAUGCAGGAGCCUAUGAGUCCGGUCUCGACCUUCAAUAAUCCUAUAGCCUCGCCUGUUUCAUCUGUGUUCAAGCAGCCUUUGGCCUCGCCUGGAUUUGGUCCUGUACCACAGUCUGCAACGUUCGACCCAAGAAACAGUAUGCUCAGUAUGAACUCGCUCGCAUCACCGACCGCCACAGGAGGUUUCACGGGUCCGCCACCUAGUGCAGGCGUAGACAUGUACAAGAUCCAGCCCGCGAACGGUGUCUACUUCGGCCCUUAUCUCCGCUACACAAACAUGGACCUCGAGCGUGGACUCUGGCUAGGCAGUAUCAUGGUCGUCACGGAUGCCGCUCAACCACCCACUAUCCACAUCCACCAAAGCACCGAUCUCUCACCCAACCCACGACAACUCAAAGCUCACCCUAUCCACAGCCACCAACGCUGGAUCUUCUACCGUUACGACGUCGACCUUCGGAUGGAAGAUGACCGCUCCGCCAAAUGGACAUACGCCAUUACAUCACAUCUCGGCUGUACACGAUACGAGUUCCUGGUUGCUGGCCGGCACGAAGUAAGUUGGCGGUUCGUAGCUCACAGCGGGAACGACUUUGCGCUGAACGUCAAUGCCAACGAGCGGACGAAGUUGGGCGGAGUGGGAUUAAUGUGGCGAGACGUCCUACUGAAACACCAAGAAUGCGGUGGGUUCCACACUCAAGUCGGGCUCGGCGGGCAGAUCUACGCGGAUAGAUUGUGGAAGGAUAUCCCAGCUCUACGACAAUGGACGCAGAUCAGCGGGAAGGAGAAUCGGAAAAACACUCCCUGGAGUCCCAAGAUGGAGGAGGAUGUCAGCCACGCUUAUUUCCACUACUACACCUCCCACUUCGACCAGCCCGCGAUCCGAGAAGCGUUCGCCCAGAUCCCGCAGGUCUGCUGUCUGGACGAUCAUGACAUCUUUGAUGGCUAUGGCAGUUAUCCCGAGUAUAUGCAACAGAGCCAUAUUUUCAAGGGACUGGGUCGGUUGGGAAUCGAGAUGUAUCUUCUCUUCCAACAUCAUACUACGCAUGAGAUCCUGCGAGCGGUGAAUAACGAUAUUGAUCUCUUCACUAUUACUGGUACGGGCUGGCAUUUUAUCAAGUAUUUCGGUCCGAGUGUGGUUCUUGUGGGGCCGGACACGAGGAGUGAGCGUGGUACUGGGCAGGUUAUGGCGGGUCCGACGUAUCAAGGUCUUUUCCCGAAGAUUGCGGUGUUGCCGCCGAGUGUCCAGCAUUGUCUUUGGCUUAUUCCUGUGCCGGUCAUUUAUCCGAGGUUGGAGGCCGUGGAGCAAGUGGCGCAGGUUGCUACGACGGGGAAGAAGAUGGUAACUGGUGGCUUUAAUAUGCUUGGGAAAGUUGCUGGUGGUGUGGCGGGUGUGGUGGGUGCGAAGGAUAUGGUUCACUCUGGAUUUGCUGGCGUGAAGAAGGCAGUAGGGAAGUCCGGUCUGAUGCAGAAUGUGCUUAGCCCAUUCGGCGAGGUGGAGGUCCUGGAUGAGUUGCGAGAUAUGUGGACGCAUGAGUCAAAGGACCUCGAACGCACAUAUCUCAUCCGCACCCUCCAAGGCAUCUCCCACAACAAAUCCAUGCGCAUGACCUUCCUCUCCGGCUCCGUCAACGUCUCCGGCGCCGGCCUCGUGCACGACCCAGCUCAUCCUUCGGACCACAAAACAAUGUAUCAACUCAUCAGUUCCCCGAUCGUCAACGCGCCCUCACCGGCAUAUGUAAUCAAAUUCUUGCAUAACAACAAACCCCUCUACAUCCCCGCCAACGGCCACCGAUCCACCCCCUCCGUGCCUACGGAUACGAAAGAAGAUAUGAUGGAGAUAUUCGCCGCGGAUGUUGAUGGACGACCGAGGGAAUUGAGGCGAUUAAUGGGCAGGAGGAGUUAUCUUGCUAUGGUUGCUUAUGAUCCCGAGGUCGUGCAGGGGAGUUUUGGGAAUGUGACGCCGGGGCAAGGGAGCGGGAGGUUGAGUUUAGCGGCGGAUUUCAUGAUUCAGGGGGUUGAUGGUAUGAGUGGCGGUGGACAGCCGCUUAAGUAUGGGCCUGUGGUUAUUCCUAGUCUUGAUUAUGGGCGGUGA
This is a messenger RNA of Recurvomyces mirabilis, 3834 nucleotides long. RefSeq lists its product as uncharacterized. Gene Ontology annotation, cellular component: membrane. Gene Ontology annotation, molecular function: protein binding. The record is from RefSeq and is a predicted model, not a curated record. Bases 1 to 3834 code for a protein of 1277 amino acids. The transcript has 2 exons. Lineage: Eukaryota; Fungi; Ascomycota; Dothideomycetes; Mycosphaerellales; Teratosphaeriaceae.